Melozone crissalis (California towhee) is the source of this 3078-nucleotide messenger RNA. RefSeq names its product acyl-CoA oxidase 3, pristanoyl (gene ACOX3). Gene Ontology annotation, molecular function: fatty acid binding; FAD binding; pristanoyl-CoA oxidase activity. Gene Ontology annotation, biological process: lipid homeostasis; fatty acid beta-oxidation using acyl-CoA oxidase. Gene Ontology annotation, cellular component: peroxisome. Lineage: Eukaryota; Metazoa; Chordata; Aves; Passeriformes; Passerellidae. The coding region runs from base 81 to 2096 and encodes 671 amino acids. The record is from RefSeq and is a predicted model, not a curated record. The transcript has 18 exons.
CGCCAGGAGGCGGAGCGCGUCGCAGGCUGCUCCCGUCAGUUCCCGAGGCGGAGACGGCGCCGGCCGCAGUUUAGCUAACAAUGAAUCAGAAAGAAAUGGCUGGCAAUCAAAACUCACGGGAUAAUUUGCUGGCAGAUUUCCCUCAAGGCCCCCUUUCCAGAUACCGUAAGAAAGCUUCCUUCAACUGGAAGGAGAUGGCACUUUUCAUAGAUGGUGAAGAUGUCAUCCAGCUGAAGAACAGAAUCUUCUCUGCUCUGGAAAAUGAUCCUCUCUUUGCACAUCAUCCUGGAGAGGAUUUGUGCCGUGAGAAGUACCAGGAGCUGACCUUCCUGCGCUGUAAAAGGCUCUUUGAGUACGAGUUCCUCACUCAGCAAGAAGCCAUGGCGGACCCAUUAAGGCUCUUUCAUAUGGUGAUCUUUAUAGGAAUGUAUGAUUGGUCUCUGUGUCUCAAGUUUUUCUUACAUUCUGGUUCAUUUUCAGGUUCAAUUAUGAGUGCUUCUAAGAGACUUGCAUACGUUUUGGAACAAGCUUAUAGCAUGGAGAUUUUUGGUUGUUUUGCUCUGACUGAACUCAGCCACGGAUCUAACACCAAAGGCUUACGGACUACAGCCACGUUUGAUCCCAGCACUCAGGAAUUUGUCAUCAAUACACCCGAUUUUGAAGCUGCAAAGUUCUGGGUUGGUAAUUUGGGGAAACAUGCCACUCAUGCAGUUUUGUAUGCCCAGCUCUAUACUCCUGAUGGACAGUGCCAAGGAUUGCAUCCCUUUAUUGUACAGAUUCGAGACACAAAAACUCUCCUACCAAUGCCAGGUGUGAUGGUAGGAGAUGUAGGAAAGAAAAUUGGGCUGAAUGGGUUGGAUAACGGAUUUGCCAUGUUCCACAAUGUCAGGAUACCAAAAGAAAACAUCCUGAAUAUAGCUGGAGAUGUCACAGCUGAGGGGAAGUACUCAAGUUCUAUCAAGGAGGUUAAAGAACGUUUCAGUGCAGCUCUGGGAUCCUUGUCCAGUGGCAGAAUUAUGAUCACAGGACUUUCCACAACCAACUUAAAGCUUGCCUUGGCAAUAGCCAUUCGCUUCUCAGCAGCUCGCCGUCAGUUUGGACCCACUGAGGAUGAGGAAAUACCUGUCCUUGAAUACCAAACACAGCAAUGGCGUCUUUUACCUUAUCUGGCUGCUGCAUAUGCCUUAGAUUAUUUCUCAAAGUCCCUGUUUGGGAACUUUGUAGAGUUUUUUGCAGGUGUUUUGGCAAAGGACAGGAAUCAGAGACAGGCUGAUUUGGGACGUGAGAUUCAUGCUUUAUCUGCUGCCAGCAAAUCACUGGCAUCUUGGACUGCUCAGCAGGCAGCCCAGGAGUGCCGAGAAGCUUGUGGAGGGCAUGGUUACCUUGCCAUGAAUCGUCUGGGUGAAAUCCGAAAUGACAAUGAUCCAAACUGCACAUAUGAGGGAGAUAACAAUGUCCUGCUUCAGCAAACCAGCAACUACUUAAUGAGCUGGAUGAAUUACAUAAGAGAUAAAGCUCCUUUUGAAUCCCCUUUGGGAACAAUAAACUUUUUGCAAGACUACCAUCAUAUUCUUGGCUGGAAAUUCACAGCCAUUAGUGUUGAAGAUUGCAUGGACUCCUCAGUUCCUUUAGCAGCUUAUAAAUGGUUGGUUUGCUACCUGCUCCGAGAAAGUGACCUAAAAAUGAAUAAGGAGAAGCAGGCUGGACAAAGUGAUUUUGAGGCAAAAAACAACUGUCAGGUGUACUACUGUCGGUCUCUGGCUCUGGCUUUCAUUGAGCAGACAGCCUUACAGCGCUUCCACGACUACAGCCACGAUCCCAGCGUCCCAGCAGCUCUGCAGCCUGUGCUGAGGCAUCUCAGUGCUCUCUAUGGGCUCUGGUCCUUGAGUAAACACCUGGCUGUGCUCUACCAAGGUGGCUAUGCUUCGGGGGAACAACCUGGGAAAUUUAUUCAGGACGCUAUUCUGAAGCUCUGUUACAGGUUGAAAGAUGAUGCAGUUGCCCUGGUUGAUGCCUUUGCUCCUUCUGACUUCAUUCUCAAUUCUGCUAUUGGUAAAGCAAGUGGAGAGAAGGGCAGCAUAUUUGCCAUGGAGUGAUAACCAGGAGUUAGAAAACAACCUGGAAGGACCAACAUGGAUCUGGAGUUUGUCCUGUGGCUGUGACUGAGACAUGAUUCAUGCUUUCCACACGUGAUCCACGAGCCAGGACAGCUUCCAGGGCAUCCAGAGGAAAGCCACCAUGCUGCCACUGUACUGUAGAGCAUAUCCUGCACUUACCACCUCCUGACCACUCCACAGGGCUUUUGGGGCAGUCUGUCCACAAGCAAUGGGCAACCAUUGCCUGAGAAUGAAACUUCUUUAUACAGUGUUUUGGGGUUUUUUGUAAAAUGUAAGAAUCAAAACAAAAAUGUAUAGACAGAGAUAAUUUUCUAUGGCAAAAAUAUGAGGUUCAAUAAAAUGGUUUAUAAAGAAGCAGAAAUAUUCAACAAGUGGUUCUGCACUGUAUUUAUGUGUUCUUAUCACUGGGAUGUGAUGAAGUACUUUCCAAUCCCUCAGUAACCCAGAAAGCUGUUAAGCAACACAUACUAUGGUAAGCACUAAAAUCAGCAGAGCCAUGUAACAAAAUGGUGAAGACUUGACUGGCCUAAGCACACUCAUUUAUCUUGUAUUUAAGACUAUCAAAGAAAUUCCACCAGGCUAGAGUCAGCUGUUCUACCAACAUUUUAAAAGGACGAAAAGUCACAAACUUGAUUCUAUGAAAAACAAACUAAUGGAAAACCUAAAGGGGGAUUAAGUUAAUAAAAUAAAUACCAUAUAGCAAUACAAAAAAUAUCAAUCAGAGAUUUUACAGAAAAUACAGUUUCUCAGACACACCUGAUUUAAUUCCAGGUAUUCCCAAACUCUGAUUUUUGCAUAUAUGUGACAUGUAACAUAGACAUUUACCUCUAACACACCAUAUUUUGUGUCUCAUGACACUGAGAUGAAGAAAAUCAGCAUUCUGUCUAUCUGCAAACACACUCAGGAAGCCAUCAGUGGAGAAAUCAUUCUCUGUGCUUUAGGGAUGUUAUUAGAGAUAAUC